AUGCCCUUGUUCAAAAACCUACGAAGUCGCUCCCGGUCUAGCUUCCGAAGCCCAUCGCGAUCAACAGAGAAGUCCAAUGGAACGUCCAACGGUGCUCAGUCCAAUGGGGACGUAAUCUCCGGGAAGUCCUCCUCGACCCUCGACUCGGCAUCCUACAGUUCAGUCACUCCGCCAUCGUCCAUCAAGCCCAAUCUCUCUACACAAAAUCUACCCGCGCUGAACGGCUCCAACGGCAGCACUAACGGCGGGAGCUCCCCCCUCACUGUGUCCCAGCAGCGCCCACCUCCCUCAGUAUCCCCGUCCCAACGGAAUAGCUACUUCGGCGGUAGUUCCCUCUCUGUCAACAAUGGGGGUGCCCGGUCGUCGCCUGGCCCAUCGUCUCCCUACGCCCCCAGAAUUGUUUCAAUUACAGACAACGCAUGGGUUAACCAAAAAGUCCUGUUGAUUUACGGCCAAGUCGGGGACCCAAGGCAGCAUCCGCUGGACGGAAGUAUAACGGUUAAUCACCACCAAGAUAACUUUCCCCAAGUCUCCUGGCCCGUCAAUUCGUCUCAUUUUAAAGCCCUUGUACACCUUGUUCCUGGUCCGAAUCGCCUCCGUCUUGACUUUGUCGCCGCCAAGUCGUCGUCUGGCAACUUACAUCAUGCCACUCAUUCCUCUUGGAUCAAUGUCAAUUACCUUCCAUUAACCAACUCGCCACCUCUACAUCUCGUGAUAUUGCUUGGUAAGGAUUCUGAAGGGACGUUCGAUGCUGUACCGGAGAAGGCAAAUCGCGAGGGCAACAAUCUAGAAACCGCAAUUCGAAAGUACCGAAUGGCCGCAUACCUUUGGCAGGCAUUCACCGGUGAGCAGAUGUUUCGUAACAACUUCGGGCGACGAUGCUUCCGUUUUGAAGAAGAGUGGCAGCCAGGUACAGUCAGCGAACGGGAUGCAGCCAGUGGUCAAAUGCGGAACGAGGCGAAGGUUCAUAUCGUUCGGACCGAGAAAACUGUCGCGGAGCUUCGGGACCUGCAACUUGCCCAGCAAUAUGCCGCAGCCACUAGGAAGGAUGAGCUAUUCAAUAUCGCACAAGAGGCCGUGAAGAGCCACUUCCAACUGAAACCUGGUCAGAAACAGUACGUCUCCGUCAUGCUCCUCGACUCUCAUUGGGACAAGGAGUCCCAAACUAUAACGGGUCAUGCUGCCUUGGGCUCAGGCAGUGGCGACCUGAAGAUGGCAAUGUUUGGAUCUCACUGUCUGCAGAGUUAUCCGUCUAGUCUGGAGGGAGUAGUGGAUGCGUUCUCCGACUGCACUCGGACAAACACAGACUACGUCGCCAACGACUGUGGCCAGGCUGGCUCUAACUGGGAGUCCGCCAAUAUUGGUAUCGGAGCCCAUCUGCAUGAAGUCGGCCACCUCUUUGGCUGCCCGCAUCAGGAGUCAGGCAUCAUGCUCAGAGACUACGUCCGCCUCAACCGCUCCUUUGUGACUCGGGAACCGUUCUCGACUCGGACAAAGACGCAGGGCCUUCAUCCAUGCCUGCCGCAGGACGAAUGCUCAUGGCAUCGAUUGGAUACUCUGCGCUUCCGGUUUCACCCUUGCUUCCGGCUUCCUAAUGAUGCCCCCAUGAGCUCUGACGACAGCGUUCAGGCCUGGCCGGUUGAAAAUGGCAAGAUCUUGUUGACUGCGACCACAGGGAUAGCAUUCAUCGAGCUCUACGCUGAAGGAGACCAGGUGUGCCGCCAUUUCCUUGAGUACGUCAACACCGAGUCGACCAGUAAUGGGCUUCCGAAGCAAGUCACUGUGACGGAGAGCGAACUGCGGCAACGAGUAUUCGGUACCGACAAGGAGAAGAAGAAACAGAUCAAAAUCUCCAUAUACUCCGGCACUCUCGGAUCUUUCACCGUCGACUCCAUUAGCAGUUUAAAAUCUAAGAACUCGCAAGUGAAACUGCCAAAGGGCGUCGGUUAUCGCGGAUGCAAGCUUGGGUUGUCACAGCUCGCCGAAAGUCAACUAGAACAGCUUCUCCUGGAUUGUGCUUUUCAAUAUAAGAAGCUUCUGACGUCUGUCAGGAUCUAUCACAAUGACAAGGUGCAUGGACUAGAAUUCCUGUAUGAGGAUGCAACAAGUCAAAUGUUCGGGAAUCGGGAUGGAAAGUCCGACGAUUUCGUGCUAGACACGCGACGCGGAGAAAUACUCCUCGGCUUCUAUGUUCGAGCAGGUCACUGGAUUGACGCUAUCGAGAUUUUGACCAGCUUGGGACGAAAAUCUGGUAUCUUUGGCAAUGCUAGUGGAGGCUCAGGAUACAACCUGAUUCCUCCCUUAGGCUAUAAGAUUGCCGGUCUCACUGGAAGCUGCGGAGCUUGGAUCGACGGCCUUUCCCUCAUCAUCAUGCACUGA
Molecule: messenger RNA, 2379 nt
Organism: Aspergillus mulundensis
Lineage: Eukaryota; Fungi; Ascomycota; Eurotiomycetes; Eurotiales; Aspergillaceae
Product: zinc metalloproteinase family protein
Exons: 5
Coding region: 1-2379 (792 amino acids)
Cellular component (GO): cytoplasm
Source: RefSeq, a predicted model, not a curated record